Molecule: messenger RNA, 1062 nt
Organism: Peronospora belbahrii
Lineage: Eukaryota; Oomycota; Peronosporomycetes; Peronosporales; Peronosporaceae
Source: the annotation of a GenBank genome assembly
AUGGCAAAGAUCAAACGUGUAGCAAUUGAUGCACCAUUGCAAGUACGCAAUGAGAAGAUAAACGAUCAGUCACAAUAUGGAAAGAGAAAGCAUCAUAAAUUGUCACAGACGAAGAAAGUAUGUGAUUUGGUACUGCAGAAGAAACAGGAGAAGGGUGUUCCGAUUGCGAAAGUAACAGCUUUGGCAAACUCGAAUUGGAAUGCGCUUAAGAGCAAGAUUCAGCAAAAGGGACGACAAUAUCAAAGCAAACAAAAGCUUGAGAAGAAAUGUGACUUGGAUGUCAAGGUGAUGAAGAAACGGGUUAAACAGGAGAGACAGGUGAAACGGAUGAAGGCACAGACCGCCAAGUGGGUGAACAAUUCCUGCAUUGUCGCCAUGGAUUGCGAAAUGGUAGGUGUUGGUCUAUCAGGAAAAACAAGUGUACUUGCACGCUGCAGUAUUGUGGAUUAUGAAGGUAAUGUGUUGUAUGACAAGCACGUGCGACCAGUGGAAAAAGUCACGGACUUUCGGACGCAUGUUAGUGGUAUUCGCUCUAGUUCGCUUCGAAAUGCAAUUCCCUUUGCUCAGUGUAUCAAGGAAGUGGGCAAACUCAUUCAAGAUAAAAUUAUCGUCGGUCAUGCGUUGAAGAAUGAUUUUCAAGCACUUAUGUUUACGCCACCCAAACACCUGAUUCGGGAUACAGCCUACUAUCGACCGUACAUGCGUCGCAAAAUCAACGGCACGAAAUUGUAUCCCAAGUCACUAAAGCACUUGGCCGAAGAGGUGCUGGGGAAGCAGAUUCAGACCGGACAGCACGAUUCCAUUGAAGAUGCUCGUGCAACGUUGGAGCUAUACAAGCAGGAGCAAUAUGCAUGGGAAAAGCAUUUACGCACGUCUAAAAGCAGUAGCUUAUUGGUAGGAGUGGCACCCAUUUUGCCAGAGAAAGAGGACGUUCCCAGGCCGCUCACUGCCGUUGAUAAAGCUCAUUUAGACAGUGAUGAGGAAGAGGUUAGCAACACUGGUCGAAACCAAAGGGCUAUCCCGGAUUCUAUGAAGCUUGCCAAUAUGGAGUACGCCGAGUGA